GCGACGAAUCCUUUUUUGUUUGUUGUGUAAUUUUCGUUUAAUCGGUGGCGUUAAAUUACUGCUUUGCAACGUGCCUUCUCGUGUAAGCAAUAAACUAAAAGUAAAAAAAGACGGUUCACAAAAUCACAACCACCGUUCCGAAGAUUACGUUUCCAAUUAUUUUCUUAUCCCGAUAUGGGCCAGAAUUUGUAAGCACUCUAAUAGAUUCCAGUGGCCAACAAUCAAACACCAUAAAAAGAUCUCAACUCUGACAAAUUGCUAUCAAGAUUCCUAUACACUUGACCUUACCUAGCAAAACUCCAAACUUUCCCCAUAAAAGCCAUUUACCCCAAACCUGGAAAGAAACUCAACAUGACCGCAUGAUUUUUUUUUUCUUUUUCAGACCAUUCUAUAAACUAUCUGUCUCUCUUGAUCACUUCAAUUUUAUACAUUUUCUAUUGUCCAAUUUCAAAGAUUUUAUAAUAGUUUUUCUCAAGUUUUCAACCAAAGAAAAUGGCCUCUUAGAACAUAAUGACGGUGGGAGAAAGGUAUUAGGGUCAGAAACUAGGGCUUGAAAUCUCAAUCUCAAACCUCUGGAUUAAGUAUCUCCUUAGAAGGGUUUGAUUGGGAGCUGAUUCUGGGUUUCAGGUCUGAAAGUUCCUUUCUUUGUCUGUCUGAAUGAGAUUGAUCUUAUUGAGGAGCUUGAUGAUAUAUAUUGAUAGGGCCUUUUUCAGCUCAAGAUUGAUUUAAAGAUUCAACCUUUUUUUUGGAAUGGCUGGAGGGAGUGAAGAGGAUCCAUACACAAAACCUAUUGGGAGAUGGGCUGUGUUCUUCUAUGGUGUUGGACAUAUGCUUAAUGACAUCACUGCUUCUUGUUGGUUCACUUACCUCCUCCUUUUCCUGACCCAAAUCGGUCUCUCCCCGAGAGAUGCAGCCAUUGUUAUGCUCUCUGGCCAAGUUGCUGAUGGGUUUGCUACUAUCUUCACUGGUGAAUUGAUAGAUAGGUUUGGACAUUUCAAGAUUUGGCAUGCUGCAGGAUCAAUACUUGUUGCAGUAUCUUUCUCCUCUGUUUUUGGAGGCUGUCUGCCUUGUUCCCUCCUCCAUAACGACUCUCUAUCACUAGAAACUUUCUCCUACAGCAUGUUUGCAGCUAUCUUUAACAUAGGAUGGGCUGCUACUCAGGUUUCCCACAUGGCUAUGGUUAAUUGCAUCUCUUUGAACUCAACAAGCAGAGUAGCCUUAACAAGCUGCCGUAAUGCGUUUACUAUGGUUGCUAAUCUUAGCUUAUAUGCAAUUGCUUUAGUUGUCUUCGGUGUUAUCAAGGCUGGUUCAAAAGAAAACACUGAAACACAGUAUCGCUGGAUUGCAUAUUCAUCUAUCACAGUAGGGUGCUGUUUUGUGAUCAUCUUUCUUAUGGGAACAAAGGAGCCAAGGCUGAGGAUGGACUUGAAAGAAACUUGCCGCCGAGUGAGGAUACCGUGGGUCUAUUGGUUCAAGAAACUUCUCUACUAUCAAGUCGCUAUGGUUUACCUCCUCACUCGAUUAGUAUUGAAUGUUUCUCAGGCAUAUCUUGCAUUCUUCGUUAUAGAUGACUUGCAAAUGGAUCAGUCCGCUAAAGCUUUGGUUCCUGCAAUUAUCUAUAUAGGCAGCUUCGUGGUUUCGGUUCUGCUUCAGGAGAUACCGUGGAAUGGGAGACGGUUAAAGGCUUAUUACUCAGCUGGUGGUAUCAUUUGGAUGUUCUGUGGUGCAGCAAUUCUUCUAUUGCCUAGAGAUAUAAGUUCUUUCAUGUAUGCCAUAUCUGUCUUCAUAGGCAUCGCAAAUGCAUUGAUGAUGGUUACAGCAAUCAGUAUGCAGAGCGUGUUGGUUGGUGCGGAAGUAGGCGGAUGCGCAUUUGUGUGUGGUUCAUUGAGCUUUUUAGACAAAAUGUCUUGUGGUCUUGCUCUGUAUAUUCUUCAGUCACACCAAAGUACUUCACCAAGAAUCCAACUGAACAAGAACCAACAAAGUGUUUACCUUUCGGUUACAAGAUACGGUUUAGGCCUUGUUCCGGCUUUAUGCUCGCUUGUUGGUGUUGUUGUGACAUUCUUUAUGGAGCUUGAAGCUGCUGGGUCACUAUCCAAGCCCCUUCUUGAUGUGCCGUUAUUAGAAUGAGCUGUAUGAUUUUCAGGUCCACUAAUCUUUAUUGCUACAUAUGGGAGUCUCCAGGUUCUUUAGAUGAUGACUUUGUACAGUAAUGAUAGAUCACACUGUAACAGCAGUUUACCUGUAUCUAAAGAAAUUUGGAUCUAAAUCGGGUUUGAUUGAUUGUUUUUUUCUUCUUCUUUGUUUGUCUUGUUUUUGGUUUAAUUUGUGUGUAAAAGUGAAAAUAGUGUGUUGUUACAGUA
Molecule: messenger RNA, 2363 nt
Organism: Raphanus sativus (radish)
Lineage: Eukaryota; Viridiplantae; Streptophyta; Magnoliopsida; Brassicales; Brassicaceae
Exons: 13
Coding region: 751-2130 (459 amino acids)
Biological process (GO): carbohydrate transport
Cellular component (GO): membrane
Molecular function (GO): symporter activity
Source: RefSeq, a predicted model, not a curated record